Messenger RNA from Aplosporella prunicola CBS 121167, 1037 nucleotides. RefSeq lists its product as uncharacterized. Gene Ontology annotation, cellular component: cytoplasm. Gene Ontology annotation, biological process: aromatic amino acid biosynthetic process; chorismate metabolic process. Gene Ontology annotation, molecular function: chorismate mutase activity. The record is from RefSeq and is a predicted model, not a curated record. NCBI's taxonomy places the organism in Eukaryota, Fungi, Ascomycota, Dothideomycetes, Botryosphaeriales, Aplosporellaceae. The coding region runs from base 47 to 853 and encodes 268 amino acids. The transcript has 3 exons.
ACAUAGUUGACGGCUGCCCCCCGCUGAGUCGUGUGCACAAACAAUCAUGGACACUGCAGUAGGCUUGACGGACGCCAACCAGGUCUUGGACCUGGCAAACAUUCGUUCGACGCUCAUCCGUAUCGAAGACACCAUCACCAUCUACCUGAUUGAACGCGUCCAGUAUCCUCUCAACCGUUCCGUCUACGAGCCCGGCGCCAUCCAGGUCCCCGGCAGCCCUCUCAGCUUCUUCGAAUGGCUGCUUUUCGAGCAAGAGAGCCUCCACUCACGCCUCCGCCGGUACCAGGCCCCGGACGAGUACCCAUUCUUUCCCGAAGCCGUGCGAACACCCGUUCUCAAGCCGCUCGACUACCCGCCGGUCCUGUAUCCGAACGAUGUCAACGUCAAUGCCAAGCUGAAGGAGAAUUACAUCAAGCACAUCCUCCCAGCCGCAUGCGCCAAGAGCGAAGGAGGUUCUGAACAGGAAAACAGAUCUCAUUAUGGCUCCACUGCUGUGACCGACAUUGCCUGCCUGCAGGCCCUCUCGCGUCGUAUCCACUACGGCAAGUUUGUCGCCGAGGCAAAGUUCAGGAAAGAGACGGAGCGCUUUGUCAAGCUCAUUCAUGAUAAUGACAAGAAGGGGAUUGAUGAAGCCAUUACCGACGCUGCGGUGGAGAAGAAGGUGCUAGAAAGGUUGCGGUUGAAGGCCACCAACUACGGCAAGGAUCCCGAGAACCCGAAUGACAAACCGACCAAGAUCAAUGUGGAUGCUGUUGUGGAUAUGUAUAGGGACUGGGUCAUUCCAUUGACAAAAGAAGUGGAGGUUGAAUACCUGAUGCAGCGUCUGAAAGGCACUGAAUGGGAAAAGAAAUGAAACCGGACGAGAUUACCCAAGGUGUAAAUACCUACGAAGUACUUAUGGAUGAGAUAGUCGCUACAUGGACGAAAGCCAUUAGACUGCAGUACAGUCCGAUCUCGCUUUGGCGUUCAAUGUUUAUAACGUCGCCUUCUCUGUAACGGCCAAGGUGUGCGAAAGGCCACACAAAACUAAGCGGGAC